This is a messenger RNA of Ostertagia ostertagi, 1014 nucleotides long. NCBI's taxonomy places the organism in Eukaryota, Metazoa, Nematoda, Chromadorea, Rhabditida, Trichostrongylidae. The record is from the annotation of a GenBank genome assembly.
AUGCCGAGUGUGUUCAAGAAUUUCAAAUUCACAAAAAUGGAUAUGGGUGAUAUACCGUGUCGGGUAGGAGGAAUCAAGGUCUACACGACAAACGUCGGUCGAGAUAGGAUCAUCGUCGAUAUGGAUGUUGCGUAUGCAGGUGAUGCCGACUUCACUGUAUCGUGUUGUGGAUUCACUGUUUUCUGGAAAGCUCGGGCUGUCCUGAAGCCAUUGCUGCCCUACCCACCAAUGGUUGGAGGUGUUUCGGGCUCUUUCCUUGAAAUGCCGAAAAUUGAUUUCAACCUGACCGGAAUGGGUGAAAUGGUUGAAUUACCUGGACUGAUGAAUGCUAUUCGAAGUGUUAUGAAUAGUCAGGGCGUGAUCCGUUUGAAAAUUAUCGAAGCGAAAAAUCUAAAAUUCGAGAAUAGAGACAUUUCCUUUAUCCGUAAAGGAAAGAUUGGAUCACAGUUUUUGAAGACUCGUACCAUUGACAACGAUUUGAAUCCGGUAUGGAAUGAGUACUUCGAGGCAGUUGUUGAUCAGGCUCACGGACAGAAACUGAGGAUAGAACUAUUCGAUGAGGAUCAGGGUCAAGAUGAGGAGCUCGGACGUUUGAGCAUCGACCUGAAGGAUUUCAGGCUAAAAGGAAGUCGUGAAAAUGUGUGGUUCUCUGGAAGGAUGCCGUUCGUGGAUGAAUUUAUCGAAAGAUCGCAGUCAUCUGGAGAAGCAACAGUGGGGAAGCUGAAUGGCUCCAAGCUGACAAACCCGAUUCAUCCGGCACUUUUGAUGGUCUUCGUCGAUUCGGUGUCCGAUCUACCUUACCCAAAGGCAAAACUUGAACCGUCACCAUUCGUUGAAGUGACACUCGGGGCGAACGCACAGCGUACUCCAGUUAAGGUGAAAACUGUCAACCCCCUCUAUCAGUCGAAGUUCCUGUUCUUUGUCAGGCAUCCCGAGGGCCAGGAACUCAAAUUUGAGGCAACUAGAUAUGUACUAUCGACGAUCACUGGCGGCCAUUCCACGGAAUGUCAUUGA